Messenger RNA from Anisakis simplex (herring worm), 1182 nucleotides. The record is from the annotation of a GenBank genome assembly. NCBI's taxonomy places the organism in Eukaryota, Metazoa, Nematoda, Chromadorea, Rhabditida, Anisakidae.
AUGUGUGAUAACGCCACUGAAAAGUUGAUUGUGAGUAGAUUGUGGUUAGUCGGAAUAAUUGGAACGUCACUGGCAAUGUUUGGAGUGAUAUCAAAUGCACUGCUGGCUGUUCUCUUCUUAUCUCAUUUGAAUUAUCGCAAUUCACCGUUCUUCUUCCUUGGAUUUGUUGCAUUUUACGAUACACUUCUCGAUUUCACGUAUAUCAUUCUACUGCCUAUACCGACUAUAGCCGAAUAUCUGGAUGAUUUGCCGAUGUAUCAUUUCUGGCUGGAGUACGUUAGACCUGGAUAUUUCCUUGGUCAAAUUUCGAAAAUCUCUUCGGUAUUAUGCCUUAUCGUUGCAUCAUUCGAACGUUACUUUAUCACCAAACACUGGACAUUCACUGGAUUUGAGCAGCGCACACGAUGGCUCAUCCUUAUUUUUGUUGUUCUUCUGGCCAUCUCGGUGAAACUCACCACAUUUACGAUGAGUGCUUUCCGAGACGAGUAUAUUUCGUCCUCUGCCAAUCGAAUUAUACUCAUGUUUACUGUGAGAUCAGCAUUGAGCAGUUUUUACGCUGAAAUACACCAAGGUGGAUGUGCUGCUGCUUUAAGAAGGUGUUUUUUGAAGGAUAUUACAAUUGUGAAAAUGCCGAUGUGUGAUCGAUUUCGAAAAUAUAAAGUGGGCAAUCUCAGCGACGAUGUUCUGAUGUCGGGAAUUUUCAAUAUUGUCACAAUUUUUUUGCCUUUUAUAACGCUCGUCUUCUUGAACGGCGGUAUUGUUAUGAUGCUGAACAAGCAACACAUACAGGAACUUCGCUCACUUAUAACGGAAUUGGCGAUGGGACCAGAUAUAAUGAGAAUGAGGCGACGUACAAUUCGAACGGCAACAAACACUCUUAUCGUAAUUAUAAGCGCCUAUUUGAUCAGUAAUUUACUCAACAUGAUGAUCACACUUUGUGAAUUCCUCCGGCCUGAUUUUUUACAUCGAGAUCAUCGACAGCUCUAUCGAAUCACAAGUGAUAUGGCAUCAGUAUUGACGGUUCUCGGUAAUUUGAUUCGAUGUCCAGCGCAUUUGAUCUCAAGUAAAGAAUUGCGUGAGCAGUUCAAAUUGAUGUUAUUCGGUGAAAAUAAAGUUGGUUAUUUGCAUGCACUCAUCCAUUUCAUUUUCUAUCUUAAACAAACACGACUGGGAAUGCAGUGA